ACGUAAUCUCAAUCCGAAACGUUUUUUUGAUCCGAGAGUUGCGGUUUCACCCAUCGAUCCUUCCCUCCCAGUUCAACCCAUUACUCACCCACGUUGUCUCUCUCUCUCUCUCUCUCUCUCUCUCUCUAUAUAUAUAUAUAUAUACACACACCUCUCCGAGAUUUGUAUUUCUUUACACAAUCUUUCGAAUAGUAAAUCCUCAAAAAAGGGUCUCUUUCAAUUCUCUGAGGUUUUCAACUUCGAGAAGGAAAAUCAGCAAUGGCUUCAAAUGGGCAAACCACAAAACCCCCACCAAACCCAUCUCCAUUGCGAAGUGCCAAAUUUUUCCAGGCUAACAUGAGAAUUUUGGUUACUGGAGGAGCUGGGUUCAUUGGCUCUCACCUAGUGGACAGAUUGAUGCAAAAUGAGAAGAAUGAGGUGAUUGUUGCGGAUAACUACUUCACUGGCUCAAAGGACAACCUAAAACAAUGGAUUGGUCAUCCAAGAUUUGAGCUUAUUCGUCAUGAUGUCACAGAGCCAUUGUUAGUUGAAGUUGAUCAAAUAUAUCAUCUUGCUUGUCCUGCUUCUCCAAUUUUCUACAAAUACAAUCCUGUAAAGACAAUUAAGACAAAUGUGAUGGGAACAUUGAACAUGUUGGGACUUGCCAAGCGAGUUGGAGCAAGGAUUUUACUUACAUCAACUUCUGAGGUUUAUGGAGAUCCUCUUGUGCAUCCUCAGACCGAGGAAUACUGGGGCAAUGUUAACCCUAUAGGUGUUCGGAGUUGUUAUGAUGAGGGAAAGCGAGUGGCUGAGACUUUGAUGUUUGAUUACCAUAGGCAACAUGGAAUUGAAAUACGGAUUGCAAGGAUCUUCAAUACUUAUGGACCCCGCAUGAACAUUGAUGAUGGGCGUGUUGUCAGCAAUUUCAUAGCUCAAGCAAUUCGUGAUGAGCCUUUGACUGUUCAAUUGCCCGGAACACAAACACGGAGCUUUUGUUAUGUAUCUGACAUGGUUGAUGGCCUCAUUCGACUUAUGGAAGGAAAUGAUACUGGGCCAAUCAACAUUGGCAAUCCAGGUGAAUUUACAAUGCUUGAACUGGCCGAGAAUGUGAAGGAGCUUAUCAACCCUGAUGUGAAGAUCAUGACUGUUGAAAACACACCUGAUGAUCCUCGCCAGAGAAAACCAGACAUCACCAAGGCAAAGGAGUUGUUAGGUUGGGAACCAAAGAUCAAGUUGCGCGAUGGCCUUCCCUUCAUGGAGGAGGAUUUCCGCCAGCGGCUUGGUGUCCCUAAAAAGGCCUGAACUUGGCAACAGUCUAAAACCCUAGGAUAUUUGGCUGAUUCUAUUUUCCAGUGAAGCUUGAUCUGGUUUUUCUAUGCCUUAUUUUUGUUUAUUUUUCCUCCUUUUUGGGUAAGAUGUCACAAUCUGGAAUAAAUUGUGCAACUGUUUUCAUUAUUUUGCAGACUGGGACUAUGUCCUUUAUUUGAUUAAUAUAUGGAAAAGAAAUUUUUCAUUGCUGGCUAA
Molecule: messenger RNA, 1503 nt
Organism: Camellia sinensis
Lineage: Eukaryota; Viridiplantae; Streptophyta; Magnoliopsida; Ericales; Theaceae
Product: UDP-glucuronic acid decarboxylase 6
Biological process (GO): D-xylose metabolic process
Cellular component (GO): cytoplasm
Molecular function (GO): UDP-glucuronate decarboxylase activity; NAD+ binding
Source: RefSeq, a predicted model, not a curated record